ACCGUACAAUAUUUGUUUAAACAGUAUUUUUAAUGAAUGUAAAUGCGGAUCAGCAACACACCUUCCUCCAUUCACUCCUAUAUACGACGGACAUUGCCACUUCGACGACAUUGAAAAUACAAAUUUUGUCUCAGAAAUGAAAGCUUCUUCAAUUCGACGUCUUGUACUAGUUUCCAACAAACAUAUUCCCGAUAAUUUGUUAAAAUUAUAUAUAUAUAUCUCCUGUAAUCCUAACGUAUUAAUCCACGAAACUUUUGACAUUCAUCCCGAAUAUUUUUCCAAAUUUAAUUACCGCGAACAACUUCAGAAUCUUCAAAAUGUUUUAAUCAGCGGACACAGCACCCAUCCUGAUCGUUUACUCGUUGGUAUCGGCGAAUACGGUCUCGAUUGUACAAGUACACGAGAGUUUAACGAUCAGAUAUUCGUGUUUUCCAAUCAAGUUAUUUUGGCUAAUCGUUUCGGGUUGCCACUAGUUCUACAUUGUAGAGGUAGAGAGUAUUUUCCUCCCAUGCUAUCGGUUUUACAACAACACCUUCAUUCGGCGGAUCUGAACACGAGUAACGAAUUUUUAACUGAUUUUGAGAACGGAUACAUCGGAUUAAAUGGUUCCAUCACAUAUCUCAAAAACAUUGAAGAAGAUAAGAAAAUGAAGACAUGGUUAUGGGAUGAAACUAUAUUAAGAAGAUUAAUUUUAGAAACAGAUGCUCCACAUCUUCCGCCACCAUAA
This is a messenger RNA of Didymodactylos carnosus, 727 nucleotides long. Lineage: Eukaryota; Metazoa; Rotifera; Eurotatoria; Philodinida; Philodinidae. The record is from the annotation of a GenBank genome assembly.